Molecule: messenger RNA, 1848 nt
Organism: Molossus molossus (Pallas's mastiff bat)
Lineage: Eukaryota; Metazoa; Chordata; Mammalia; Chiroptera; Molossidae
Gene: IGFALS
Product: insulin like growth factor binding protein acid labile subunit
Exons: 2
Coding region: 31-1848 (605 amino acids)
Cellular component (GO): plasma membrane
Molecular function (GO): protein binding
Source: RefSeq, a predicted model, not a curated record
AGCAGACCUGCUGUCUGCUUUGCAUGCGGGAUGGCCCUGAGGAAAGGAGGCCUGGCCCUGGCGGUGCUGCUGGUCUCCUGGGCAGUGCUGGGCCCCUGUAGCACGGAGGGAGUGGAGCCUGGAGUGCCAGGGCACACCGAGGGCCUGCAGUGCCCAGCCAUCUGCACCUGCGGCCACGAUGACUACAUGGACGAGCUCAGCGUCUUCUGCAGUUCCCGGAACCUCACACAGCUGCCCGAUGGCAUCCCGGACAGCAUCAGGGCCCUGUGGCUGGAUGGCAAUAACUUCUCCUCCAUCCCCGAGGCAGCCUUCCGGAACUUCUCCAGUCUGGGCUUCCUCAACCUGCAGGGCAGUGGACUGGCCAGCCUGGAACCGAGGGCGCUGCUGGGCCUACCGAACCUGUACCACCUGCACCUGGAGCGGAACCAGUUGCGCGGUCUCGUGGCUCACACCUUCGUACACACACCGGGUCUCGCCUCACUUGGCCUCAACAACAACCUCCUCAGCAGGGUGGACGAGGGACUCUUCCAUGGCCUGGCCAACCUCUGGGACCUCAACCUUGGCUGGAACAGCCUGGCCGUGCUCCCUGACACAGUGUUCCAGGGCCUGGCCAACCUACGUGAGCUGGUGCUUGCAGGCAACAAGCUAACCUACCUGCAGCCCCCCCUCUUCCAUGGCCUCAGCGAGCUCCGGGAGCUGGACCUGAGCAGGAAUGCUUUGCGAAGCAUCAAGGCCAACGUCUUUGUCAAGUUGCCCAAGCUCCAGAAGCUCUACCUGGACCACAACCUUAUCGCCACUGUGGCCCCAGGUGCUUUCCUGGGCCUGAAAGCACUGCGUUGGCUGGAUCUGUCACACAACCGUGUGGGUGGCCUCCUGGAAGACACCUUCCCAGGCCUGCUGGGCCUGCAUGUCCUGCGCCUCUCACAUAACGCCAUCACCAGCCUGCGACCCCGGACCUUCAAGGACCUGCACUUCCUGGAGGAGCUGCGGCUGGGCCACAACCGCCUCCGGCAGCUGCCAGACAAGGCCUUUGAGGGCCUAGGCCAGCUGGAGGUGCUCACACUCAAUGACAACCAGAUCCAGGAGGUCAGGGCGGGAGCCUUUCUCGGCCUCUUGAAUGUGGCUGUCAUGAACCUCUCUGGCAACUGUCUGCAGAACCUUCCAGUGCGAGUGUUUCAGGGCCUGGCCAAGCUGCAUAGCCUGCACCUGGAGGGCAGCUGCCUGGGCCGCAUCCGCCAGCACACCUUCACUGGCCUCUCCAAGCUGCGCCGGCUCUUUCUCAAGGACAACAGCAUCACGGCCAUCGAGGAACAGAGCCUAUGGGGACUCCCGGAGCUCCUGGAGCUGGACCUCACUGCCAACCAGCUCACCCAGCUGCCCAGCCAGCUCUUCCAGGGUCUUGGCAAGCUGGAGUACUUGCUCCUGUCCCACAACCAGCUGUCAGCACUGUCAGCGGAAGUCCUGGGGCCCCUGCAGCGCACCUUCUGGCUGGACAUCUCACACAACCACCUGGAGGCCCUGCCCGAGAGCAUCCUUUCACCGCUGGGGCGGCUCCGCUACCUCAGCCUCAGGAACAAUUCGUUGCGGACCUUUGUGCCACAGCCGUCUGGCCUGGAGCGCCUGUGGCUAGAGGGCAACCCCUGGCACUGUGGCUGCCCCCUCCGGGCCCUGAGGGCCUUUGCCCUACAGCACCCCACUGUCGUGCCCCGCUUUGUUCAAGCCGUCCCAGAAGGGUACGACUGCCAGCCCCCCAUGUAUACCUACAACAACAUCACCUGUGCCAGCCCCCCCAGCAUCUCGGGACUCGACCUGCGGGACGUUAGUGAGGACCACUUUGCUCACUGCUGA